CAUUCUCUUUCUCUCUCUCUCUCUCUAACAUCUCUCUCUCUCUCAAUUCUUCUCUAAUGGCCACUAUUGAGGUUGAAUCAGCAGCUACACCUUUGCCGGAGGUGGUGAAGGCAGAGGCUGAGGAGUUUGCAGCACCCGCCAAGGCCGAGGACGAUGCUGAACCCAAGGCGGAGGAGGCUGCAGCACCCGCCAAGGCCGAGGACGAUGCCGAGCCUGAGGCUGAGCCUGAGGAGGCUGCAGCACCCGCCAAAGCUGAGGAUGAUGCCGAGCCUGAGGCUGAGCCUGAGGAGGCUGCAGCACCCGCCAAGGCUGAGGACGAUGCCGAGCCAGAGGCUGCAGCACCCGCCAAGGCCGAGGACGAUGCCGAGCCAGAGGCUGAGGCUGAGGAGGCUGCAGCACCCGCCAAGGCUGAGGAUGAUGCCGAACCCGAGGCUGAGGAGGCUGCAGUACCUGCCAAAGCUGAGGACGAUGCAGAACCCGAGGCUGAGGAGGCUGCAGCACCCGCCAAGGCCGAGGAUGAUGCCGAACCAAUGGCUGAGCCUGAGGAGGCUGCAGCACCUGCCAAGGCCGAGGACGAUGCCGAACCCGAGGCUGCAGCUCCGGCCAAGGCUGAGGACGAUGCCGAACCCGAGGCUGCAGCACCGGCCAAGGCCGAGGACGACGCCGAACCAGAGGCGGAGAAAGAGGUACCCUUUGAAGAAAAGGAAGCAGCAUAAUAGAGAUGAGAUGGAAAAGGCCAUUAUUGGGGAAUGUAUGAUCUCAGCUUUGUGCAUGGGUCAACUAGUUUAAUUUAUGUGCUGUUUUUUUUUUUUUUUUUUUUUUUUUUUUUUUUAAAAAAAAAAAAAANUUUUUUUUUUUUUUUUUUUUUUAUUUUGUUAAAAAAAAAAAAAAAAAUUUGAUUUUGUAUUGGUUUAUUUAGGUUUUGGAGUGGGGAAUAAUUGAAUUAUUAAGAAAGUUGAUGAUGUAUUAUGGAGUAAUUGAAUGAUUUGGCUUCUAUAUCAUUAAAUAUGAUAAAUAUUGGUG
This is a messenger RNA of Cucurbita moschata (crookneck pumpkin), 1023 nucleotides long. Its product is annotated as coiled-coil domain-containing protein 8 homolog. The record is from RefSeq and is a predicted model, not a curated record. The coding region runs from base 57 to 716 and encodes 219 amino acids. NCBI's taxonomy places the organism in Eukaryota, Viridiplantae, Streptophyta, Magnoliopsida, Cucurbitales, Cucurbitaceae. The transcript has 3 exons.